AUGUCUUCGCUCCUUGAAAGUGAAGCUCCGUUUGAGGCCGGCCUGGCCGGUUUCUUCCAUCGACAGUUGAUGGUACAUCGCAAACCAGUGCCAGCCGACACUGAUCUCACCGGUCAAGUCGCCAUCAUCACGGGUUCGAACGGCGGGCUGGGCUUCGAAGCAGGUCGUCAGCUGCUCCAGCUCGGCCUCUCCCAUCUCAUCCUGGCGGUCAGAUCCCAAGCGAAGGGCGAUCAGGCGGCAGACAGGCUGCGCAAUGAGUUUCCCGCUGCGAAUAUCUCCGUGUGGCUGCUUGAUAUGGAGUCGUACGACUCUAUCUCUGCCUUUGCCGAGAGGUGCCAAACGCUUCCGCAUAUCGACGUAGUGCUCUUGAAUGCCGGCCUUCAGGCCGCCACGUUCCGCAUCGUCGAAGCCACGGGCCAUGAACAGUCAUUCCAGGUCAACUACCUCUCAACGGUCUUGCUGACCAUCCUCCUACUGCCCGUCCUCCAAGCCAAGAGGCCGCCGCAAGCGAAACCUGCAGUUCUCUCCAUUGUCACAUCGGAUACAGCCCACUGGGCCAAGCUCGAAACCCAAGGUCCAAUAUUGGCGCAAUUUGACCGGGCGGAAGGUCAUUCGGCGAUGCAGGCAUACUCGCAGGAAAAGCUCCUCCAGCAUUUCUUCGUGGCCAAGCUUACCGAGCAAAUCAGCCCGGAGGAUGGAGUCAUCGUCAAUAUGGUCAACCCGGGUUUAUGUACAGGCACGUCUUUCGGCCAGGACGAUGGCUGGUCUCUCAUCGGGGUGUUCUUUGGCAUACUGAAGAGCGUCAUAGCGAGGACGGUCGAGGUCGGCGCCAGCACAUACGUGGACGCCGUCGUGGUCAAGGGCAGGGAGAGCCACGGCAGCUUUGUCAGUGACUGGGCGAUUCGACCCUACCCCAAGGUUCUGUACACAGCAGAAGGUGACAAGAUCAAGGAGAGGCUGUGGGAAGAGACGAUGGAGGAGCUCAACUUUGCUGGCGCUUCGAAGACUGUUCAAGACCUGAAGCAAAAACGAUGA
This is a messenger RNA of Anthostomella pinea, 1035 nucleotides long. NCBI's taxonomy places the organism in Eukaryota, Fungi, Ascomycota, Sordariomycetes, Xylariales, Xylariaceae. The record is from the annotation of a GenBank genome assembly.